AUGAAGGUGAUGCAGUUUAGAGUUGGAGAAGAAGUCGAGGUCUUCUAUGUGGGUGGGGAAGUUGGUGGAUGGAUUCCUGCGACCGUUUUGAAGGUGGACGAAUCCGAAUAUUAUGAGGUAGAGACUAGGACGCAGUUGGAGAUAAAUAGGAUGAAAAUGCGUGUUGGAAGGGAUAAAAUAAGACCUUGGCCGUCUCCGGAGGAUGAUCAAAAUGAUCGGAUCUUUGAGGAAGGCCAAGUGGUUGAGAUACUUAAUUAUGACUUGUGGAUCACUGGGAUGGUCUGGGAAGUCCAUCAUCAUGGCACAGCUGGGACGAACAACAUCUCUUAUUCUGUCUUUUUCGUGAGUCCAUUUUUGAAUAAUUAUCCAAGAAGAUAUAAAGUGUCCAGGUCGCAAAUACGAGUACGGCGGCAAUGGGUGGAUGGGGAAUGGGUUCCUACGCCACCGCUACGUUUACAUAAUCAACAGGGUCUUUUUAUACCUUCAAUCAAGAGUCGAGACUUUUCCAGUGGGCUCAAAGACCAUUCCACAAUAGAAAGGAGGUCUGAAGAAAGAACUACUCUUCUUCAAUUAAGAGACAGUGGGGCUGAAGUUGAGGUUUUUGAGGAUUUUAUGAAUAAGUGGAUAUGUGCCACCAUUAAGGAAUUGCAGGGAAACCAAAUAAGAGUUCAAUAUAAUGUUUGGUCUUGGGUUAAAAAUUCCUCGCAUGAGAUUGACAAGUUUUAUGAUAUGUCUCGAGUAAGGUCGCCGUUGCCACCUAAGAUAAAAGAUGGGAAAAUCUCCCUUAAUUUGCACCAAGUGAUUGAAGUGUGGGACAGUGACUAUCUUACAUAUAGUGAUGGUUGGAGUCUGGGAGAGGUCUUGGAGAUAGGUUAUGUCAUGAAUGACUCAAAUCGUAUAUAUUAUUGUGUCAGCCAUCCAAGUCUGGGCUACAUAAAUGUGGAGGAAACUGAAAUAAGGAUUUGUCAAAAAUGGGAAAAUGGUCAAAGGUUUCAACCAUCGUCGGCUUUGAAUAUGGCACCGCCAUUAAAAAGAAGAAAAAUGGAGGAUGCUCAUUCAUUAAUUGGAGCUGAGGUUGAAGUCUACAGCUUUUAUCAUAAUGGAUGGAUUACGGUGACCAAAUUGGGAUCGGUUGGAAACCAAAUUGAGGUUGAGGCUAAGAUUAGGAGAAAAUUGUGGAGAAUAACUGUUGAUGCCUGUAGAAUAAGGUCACGACCAGCUGCGGAAAGAGAGAACAAUCGGAUUUUCAAGGAAAAUGAAGUAGUUGAAGUACGGUUAUUUGAUAGUAAUGUUUGGAAGAAAGGAGAGAUAUGGGAAGUACAUCAUGGUACAAGCUGGAAUAACCUAUUUUAUACCAUCAAGGUAGUGGACUAUUUGUACGAAGUGGUAAUCCACAAGGUAUCCAAGUCCCAAGUAAGAGUUCGUCAGAAGUGGAUGGAAGAAAAUUGGACAGAUUCAUGCAUUGAGCAGAUUAGGUCAUUGACAAAAGUGGUGGAUGAACAACAUAAUGUUCCCUUCCUAAAUCCUGCAGAAGUAGGAAUAUCAAAUGCGAUUAGGCCUAUAAUUGGUGGCUCAUCUUCUAUCAAUCGUAAGGCACGCGCUAAAACAGACAUUACAUGGGAGCAUUGUAAAAUUUUGGACCUCCCAAAUAGAAAGUGGAAGGUUCUUCAGUGUAACUAUUGUGAGCAGAUAUACAAAGGUGGUGGGAUUAACAGAAUGAAGCAACAUUUAGGUCAUCAAGAAAAGGGGGAUGCAACGCCUUGCCAAAAAGUUCCUGAAAGUGUUCGAGAUCAAAUUCAAAAUGAUCUUAACAUGGUUUCAGCCGGGAAGAAAGUAAAGCCAGGCAAUGCUUCAAAGAAGAUCCAAGACAAACAGGUAUGAAAAGAAAACCACAAAAAGUUACUACUUAAACUAUGUUUUAAUGCGUACUAAGUUUUGGUAGGUUGAGAUAUGUUAAUGCUCAAUUUCUAGCCAAUGAUAGGUUGCUUUAGUCAAGUUUUCUGUUGAGGAGUCAAGUUGGAAAGGAAUCAAAUAUUAUUUAAUCCUAUUCAAAAU
Molecule: messenger RNA, 2055 nt
Organism: Macadamia integrifolia
Lineage: Eukaryota; Viridiplantae; Streptophyta; Magnoliopsida; Proteales; Proteaceae
Product: protein AGENET DOMAIN (AGD)-CONTAINING P1-like
Exons: 6
Coding region: 1-1881 (626 amino acids)
Molecular function (GO): DNA binding
Source: RefSeq, a predicted model, not a curated record